Molecule: messenger RNA, 2437 nt
Organism: Neoarius graeffei (lesser salmon catfish)
Lineage: Eukaryota; Metazoa; Chordata; Actinopteri; Siluriformes; Ariidae
Product: inositol-3-phosphate synthase 1-A-like
Exons: 11
Coding region: 121-1767 (548 amino acids)
Biological process (GO): inositol biosynthetic process; phospholipid biosynthetic process
Cellular component (GO): cytoplasm
Molecular function (GO): inositol-3-phosphate synthase activity
Source: RefSeq, a predicted model, not a curated record
AUAGAGGAACUAUCGCAUCUCAGUUGAUCAUAUAUCGGAGCCGGGAACUUCCUGUACUCGAAGAACAAAUUUCAAAAAACAAGCUCCUGUUUUUGUAGCAUCGAAUAAAGAUCUUUAGCAAUGUCUGAGAAAAUCCGUAUCAACAGCCCUAAUGUGCACUACACUGAGAAGUUGAUCGAGUCCCGGUACUCCUACCAGAGCUCCUCGGUGACCCGGAACGGAGGCAUAUACACGGUGACACCCAACAGUACAGAGUUGACAUUCCGUACAGAGCGUCAUGUGCCCAAGCUUGGUGUCAUGCUCGUGGGCUGGGGUGGAAACAACGGAAGCACCGUCACUGCCGCUGUGCUGGCCAAUAAACUUGGCCUGACCUGGAAAACUAAGACUGGCAUCAAGAGCGCCAAUUACUAUGGUUCAUUGCUGGAGUCCUCCACCGUGUCUCUGGGCUCAGGACCAACAGGGGAGAUCUUUGUGCCUUUCAGAGAACUGCUACCAAUGGUGCACCCUAAUGACAUUGUAUUUGAUGGUUGGGAUAUCUCCUCUAUGGAUCUUGGUUGUGCCAUGGAACGUGCUCAGGUUCUGGACUGGAACCUUCAGGAGAUGCUGCGCCCCCACAUGAGCCAGCUCAAACCAAGGCCUUCCAUUUACAUCCCAGAUUUCAUUGCUGCCAACCAGGAGCAAAGGGCUGACAAUGUCCUCACGGGCACCAUGACCGAGCAGAUGGAACAAAUCCGCAGAGAUAUCCGUGACUUCAAGGUUAAGAGCAGCGUGGACAAAGUCAUAGUGCUGUGGACGGCAAACACAGAGAGAUUCUCAGAUGUCGUGACUGGUGUCAAUGACACUGCCAAGAACCUACUUGCUACCAUCCAGAGAGGAGGAGAAGUAUCUCCAUCCACCCUGUUUGCAGUGGCUAGUAUUCUGGAGGGCUGUGCCUACAUCAAUGGCUCCCCUCAGAAUACCUUCGUACCUGGAGCUAUAGAACUGGCCAUUCAGCAAGGGGUGUUCAUCGGAGGAGACGACUUCAAAUCAGGCCAGACGAAACUGAAGUCCGUUCUGGUGGAUUUCUUAGUCAGUGCAGGAAUUAAGCCAACCUCCAUUGUGAGUUACAAUCACUUGGGAAACAACGAUGGCAUGAACCUUUCUGCCCCACAGCAGUUCCGAUCGAAAGAGAUCUCCAAAAGCAAUGUGGUGGACGACAUGGUGGAAUCCAAUCCAGUGCUGUACAAGCCUGGAGAGAAACCCGACCACUGUGUGGUCAUUAAGUACGUUCCCUAUGUGGGGGACAGCAAACGAGCAAUGGAUGAGUACACAUCUGAGAUCAUGAUGGGUGGCACAAACACAAUUGCUCUCCACAACACGUGCGAGGACUCACUGCUGGCCAGUCCCAUCAUUCUGGACCUGGUCAUUCUGACUGAGCUGUGUCAGCGAAUCACCUUCCGCACAGAGCAGGACUCGUCCUUCCAGUCCUUCCACAGUGUCCUGUCUCUACUCAGCUUCCUCUGCAAGGCCCCACUUAUGCCGCCCAAGGCACCAGUGGUCAACGCCUUCUUCCGCCAGCGAGCCUGCAUCGAAAAUGUCAUGAGGGCUUGCCUUGGUCUUCCCCCUCAGAACCACAUGCAGCUCGAGUACAAGAUGCAGAAAAGCUUCAAGGUCUGCCAAGAAAAGAAGUUUUGCAGCACUGUAACUGCGAAAGAGAACGUCAUCACCAAAUCGUACCACUGCAUUGAGUGUAAUGGAGCCAGUGACCAAAAGACUGUUGACAGAUAAAACAAAAUCAUUCCAUGACUGAGCGUUGAUCACUCCGUCAAACAGAAAACAGAAGUUCUUGCUUUGUGUGAAUCCUCCGAGACUAUUAAAACCUCAUGAUGUCUUAAAUACCAACAGUUUUGGAAAUGGGUUCCUUUGUGGAUUGAUACAACGCUAGUCAAAAUGGGAGAAUAACAGUUACUGAUGUUGAUAGUUUAUUUUUCUCUAACCUUGAAACAUGACUGUUGUAUAGACGUUUGAUACUAAGAUUAACUUAUGUGUGUAUGUAGCAUUUUAAAAAUGCACUUUAUACAAUUGAUGACUGCACUAACAUUAAGGUUCCAUCUAGGUCUUUUUAGGGUUAUUCCAUUUGUUCCUCCAGGUUUUUGAGAACUCUACACUCGAGGGUACAAGGAGAGUCUAGAACCCUUAAACACCCAACGGACCCUUUCGGAAUCAUUUAGGGACCACGACUAUAUUGAUGUGUCAUUGUAAUAUAUCAUUUUGAUCUGAUUAUAUUUUGUGGGUUUAGAAGCAGAACAAAUGUUAUGUAACUGCAAAAGUGCACAUAAACAGCAAAAUGCACACGUAAUGGACAAUGUUGUUCUUGACUUGUAUUUUAGUGUAAUUUCAGAAAAUGUAAGGGCUUUGUGAGGUCAAAAUAAAUAUCUUGGUUUCAAAAAAUAAGAAA